AUGACAAUAGCAAAAUGCCACAAGCUGCCGCCGCUCCCUACCGCCUGCCUGUCCCCGGUGAAGUUGACCUAUAUUCCGAAUUACCCGAAGCGUGACGUGUGCAGCAACAACGUCGUCCCAUCGGUGGGUGGUGCUGUUAGUGCUAUAUGCUUCUUCACCAUCCUCGUCUUUGCCCUCACCUAUUUGCUGAUCCCGAGCCGGCCGAAUUUUUUGUAUGGGCUGAGCACGGACCGCGUCAACCAGUUCCACGAGAUUUACGACAACAUGAACCAGACCGAGGCCCAAAUGGAGGGGAGGAUCAUGGCCUGGGCCGCCGAUUUGCCCGCCGGGAAUAAUGACACCUUCCUGAAAUGGCACGACGAGAGGGCGUUCGUGCUUCAGGAGAAUCGAAUCUUUCACGAGCAGCAGAGAAAAUUUAUCGAAAACCCUGUGGCACAGGCCAUCGAUCGACAAAUGCUUCAGAUAAUGGACAGCCCGACGAUGACGAUCGCCGAGAAGAACGAGGAAUUAACCACCCUCAUUGAUGAGGGGCGAAUCACGAGCCCGUUUGCCAUCGUCGAGCUCGAGCAGUCCUUCCUAAUCUAUUUCGGUAAAAUCCUGUGCUUCUACGGCCCGACGCGAUUAACCUGUGACCACAUGAAAUUCGGAAGGUCA
Messenger RNA from Mesorhabditis spiculigera, 654 nucleotides. The record is from the annotation of a GenBank genome assembly. Lineage: Eukaryota; Metazoa; Nematoda; Chromadorea; Rhabditida; Rhabditidae.